UGUGGACUGUGUGGGAGACGAGGUUACUAUGCCGAACAGGCAGCAGCUAACCUUCCUGGAUCCCCGAUGACCUCCAGAACCGGGUCUUCAUUCAUUGCCCCGCAGCUCUUAUUGUGAAAGUCCGGGCUGUUGAAGGACAGAGGUGGCUCUAUCUGACUGACCGGUGCCGGCUGAGACAAUAAGUGGGAGCGAUCGGAUCACAACAAAAGACACAAGAUGACCGAGGGCCGCCUGUGCCAGGUUCACCUCCUGGACGGCAGGAAGCUGGAGCUGCUGGUUCAGCCCAAGCUGCUGUCACGUGAGCUGUUAGAUUUGGUGGCCUCACAUUUUAACCUGAAGGAGAAAGAAUACUUUGGAUUGUGCUUCAUAGAUGACACUGGUCAGAAUAACUGGCUCCAGCUGGAUCGUAAAGUCCUUGAUCAUGACUUCUCCAAGACUUUGGGCCCGCUGGAACUCAAGUUUCUUGUGAGGUUUUACAUUGAGAAGAUCACCUUUUUGAAAGAGAACACAACAGUGGAGCUGUUCUUCCUGAAUGCUAAAUAUUUAGUGUUUAAUGGGACCAUCGAAGUGGAGAGCGAAAAUGUUUUCAAGUUAGCCGCAUUCGCACUGCAGGAGGCCAAAGGAGAUUACACCAGUGCUGAGACUGCAAGAUCAGACUUGAAGCAGCUCCCAGUUCUGCCCACCAGAGUAUUAAGGGAGCACCCAUCUCUCAAUUACUGUGAGGACAAAGUGAUUGAACAUUACAAGAAACUGAAGGGGCUGACCAGAGGACAAGCCAUUGUGCAGUAUCUGGCCCUGGUGGAGUCCCUGCCGACAUAUGGAGUCCAUUAUUACCCAGUGAAGGACAAGCAAGAAAUACCGUGGUGGCUGGGAGUCAGCUACAAAGGCAUUGGCCAGUACGAUUUGCAGGAUAAACUGAAGCCAAGAAAGUUGUUUCAGUGGAAGCAGUUGGAGAAUUUGUAUUUCCGUGAGAAGAAAUUUGCUGUGGAAGUGAACGACCCACACAGAAGGACUGUGACCAAGCGAACUUUCGGACAGACUGGUCUGGUUAUUCACACGUGGUAUGCCAGCCACUCUCUGAUUAAAACCAUCUGGGUGAUGGCCAUCAGUCAGCACCAGUUCUACCUGGACAGAAAGCAAAGUAAAUCAAAGAUGACCACAACCAGGAGUUCAGUCGACAUCGCCAUGGACCUCACAGAGAUCUGUGCCCCGCGGAUCGCUAAGCUUUCCAGCAUCGAGAGCAAAGACCAGCUUAUCAUGGCCAGCAACGGGAGCCUCAUCUCAGCCGGUUCUGCAGACUCUGAAGUCAGCGAGGAACAGAGGAAAGAGAAGGUGGCUGAGCUGAAAAAGAAAGAAAAGGAGCUUCAAGACACACUGACACAGAAACUUGAGGAACUGAAGAAGAUCUGCAUGAGAGAAGCUGAGCUCACUGGCAGAUUGCCUAAAGACUAUCCCUUGGCCACAGGUGAGGAGGUUCCUCAAGUACGACGCCGUGUUGGCACCGCCUUCAAGCUGGACGACCUUUUCCCCUACGAUGAGGACCCACAUCUGAGGAAUCUGGAGAGCAGGUUCGCCUUGCAGCAGAAGAUCGUGGAAGCAGCCAUCAAGCUAUCCAAUGAGGGUGACCUCUGCAAGACGGUGAAGAAAAAGAGGAGAAACAACUGUUUGGAUGCAAUGAGGAAGCUGGAGGAGAUCGAGAAAGAGAUCAAUGCCUACAGGAUCAAGAAAGGAAAGAAACCCACUCAGAGAGCCUCACUGAUCUUAGCAGAUGAUGUCAACCCUUCAGACCUCAGUUCUCUAUCUGACAGCCUCACUCUGGAUGAUGAUGAUGAGCUCAUGUCCCAGAGGCAGCGGUCCAGAUCGGUCCAGUAUUCCCCGAGACCACACCAUGCAGAAACUCUUGACAUCCACUACAACAAAGACAGACGGGCCUCUGCCAAUGACCAGCAUGCAGACAGCAGAUUAAAUUACAGCCAAGUCCAGGAAUCACUCCACUACAGUCACCGCGAUGCCUUAUCAAGCCACAGCAGCACGUUUAAACCGGGUUCCAGACAGCCACGUGAUGCCCGCAGCAUGCCCCCCACACCCCUCCUCACCCGCAAUGCCUACAGCAGCACCCAGCUCAGAUCAGAGGACGCCCCACAACAUUUCCGCCAGCGUAGCGGUAGUCUGGAGUCCCAGUCCCAGUUCCUGACGGAGACCGAACCCCCUGUGCCAGUGUUCACCUUCUCCCCAGCCCAGCGCAGCAGCAGCACUGAGGUCCUUGAUGACGGCUCCUCCUACACAAGCCAGUCUAGUGUGGAGUACAGUGUCCCCGGUAACCCCACCCACAGACGCAGAGCUCGCGGACGCCACAGAAAAGACAUGUAUGCCAACACAGGCAGCAUGCCCAACCUGGCUCAGCCAGACACCCGCUGUUACGCCUACCAGCCUCGGGUCCGACCCACCACGACAGCCUACUAUGUCACAGGCUAUCCCAGCUACGCAGAACCAGAGCCUUACUCUAAUGGAGUCUACAUGUACGACAAUGAGAUGGAGGGACACUAUAACGUCAAUCCUUCCUAUCACCCAACCCCAACAGCUUAUCACAGCCAUGACAUGCACAGUCACUAUGGUAACGACGAGAUAGACGGCAUGUCACAGAACCCGUACGCCACACUGCGGCCGCCCAGGAACCGCCCGGCGCCCCGCAGCAACGAGCAGGUCAGCAAGAACAUCCAGAAGGCUUUGGUGGCAGAACACUUGAGAGGCUGGUACCAUCGCAACGCUGCACACAAACAGGCAGCAUACAACUACGACUACGACAGAGGCUCCCAGCAAAGCCUGGGCUAUCAGACCAUGCCUACACCCUACAGCCACAACAACAGGAACACCUCCUACUCCUCAGCGUCCUCCAGUGGAAACUGGCACAGCCACAUGAGCGCCGGUGGUAUGUUGGAAUAUGACAUGCCCAUGCAUGCGCCGCAGUCUUACUCUUACAGUACAGCCCCCUACAGCCACUCCGCCCACAACAGAUCCUACGUAGAUGUCAGCCAGAUGGACCCACACAUCAGUAAUCAAAUGAGCCCUAACCUGGAGCCAGAAGACCAGAUUUAUUGGCACGAAGACUCAAAACCAGGGACAAUAGUGUAGUUGCUGAUCUGUCAUCGUGCUAUAUUCAUUUUUCACCUUCACAAGGUGUCACUGUGCCUUAGACUGCACUUACCUGUUUUUCUGUAUGGGGGAUCCAAAGAAUGAAGGAAUUUAGCUUCUGCGGAAUUCAGCAUGUAAAGGGAAGAAGUCCUCUCAUUUUCUCUUCUCUUAAUGCAAAUGCCAAACUUUUUAAAUCAUAACAAAACCAUGCGGGAGCGUCUACAUGUCUGGAUUGCGAGUGUUUGUGGUGAUUGCACUUGUGCACUGAAACUAAACCAGGACCUGCUGUGGAUUGUGUGGUCUAGCCAAAGGGAAUGUGGACUAAGUUUCUCCAGCACAAACCAAGGACUAGGACCAUCUCUGGAAGAGGAUACUGAGCCGCAAUGAACACACACACACUUACACACAUGUAUGAGCACUGUAACCAUGAAGGAUUGAUAAGGACAUUAUCAAAAUGAAGGAACUCAUUAAAAAUGAGUGAAAGGGAUGGCUACUUCCUGGAACAUUCUGCAGUCACCAGAUUCAGUUUUAUCAAAGCAUUGCUUGUAGCUGCCACAGUGAUUCCUGUACUCUGUUUGUCAUUUACAAAGUAUUCAGUCCAUCUCACUGUCAGUACUUACAAUACAAUUGAGCCAAAUGCUUCUGUCACACCAUUCGAGUAUUACCCAAUGUCACCAACUUUAAUAUCACUGCCACAUCUUAUCAGUCAGUGCAGGAAGACAGAAAAUCCAUUUUUGUUUUUUUCAUUUUAUUUUAACAUGGUUAUUUCAUCCAUGCUGGAAAUCAUGGACUGGUGCUCCCAAUUUCUCUCAAGAGAAUGAAGUUGUAUGUAAAUGUUGGUAUUGUAAAUACACUGGUUCUGUCUUUUUUUUUUUUUUUUAGAGCAUUUUUAUGUACUUGAAAAGCAUGUAAUAUAUAGUAAACAAUUGUUGUUAAGCUGGUUCUUAGUAAUUUGUAUAAUUGCAUUUGUUUGAAUUAAAAAAAAUCAGCAUUUGA
Molecule: messenger RNA, 4128 nt
Organism: Chelmon rostratus (copperband butterflyfish)
Lineage: Eukaryota; Metazoa; Chordata; Actinopteri; Chaetodontiformes; Chaetodontidae
Gene: frmd4ba
Product: FERM domain containing 4Ba
Exons: 23
Coding region: 217-3132 (971 amino acids)
Biological process (GO): establishment of epithelial cell polarity
Cellular component (GO): bicellular tight junction; adherens junction; cytoskeleton
Source: RefSeq, a predicted model, not a curated record